AUGUCGUUAAAAUUUCCAAAUCUUCUCUUUUUAGCGCUUCCUAUUCGCGUGAACGAGAAUCAACAAAAACCCUUUCGCAAAUUUUUACAUUCGUUGCCUGAAGGACCUCUAAAAGAGGCCUUUCAAGGUCCUCGUGUCUGUCAUUUGACAAUUGGAAUGAUUCCGGUGAAAUGCGAAGAUGAUCUGAAUAAAGUGCUGCAGUUUAUGGAAGACAAACGGGACGUCAUCCUGAAACAGUAUCCUCAAUCUCCUAUAACAAUAUCAUUACGGGGGACAGAUUAUUUCGGAUCGGAAGAACAACAUAGUCGUGUACUAUUCGCCGUUCCCGUCGAGUCAGAGAUUUCGACGGGCAAUUUGAAGCCCUUUUGCGAGUUUGUACGACAGCUUUUUGUUGACGGGGGCAUUAUUCGUGAUACAUCUCACGAAUUGAAUUUGCAUUGCACAUUGUUGAAUGUUCGACACAUGCGAAAGUUCGGAUACAAAGAAAAGUCGUUUGAUGCGACACAGCUUCUGCGUCGGUUUUCUUUGGAUUCGUGGACGUGGACGAGCAAUACGACGCUAGAUGAACUUUCUAUCAUGAAGACAGGGGCGAUUGGUCCAAAGCAUGAUAUGUUUUAUAUGGAAAUAGCGACAGUUUUGCUUCACCCAAAAGACUAA
This is a messenger RNA of Schizosaccharomyces japonicus yFS275, 657 nucleotides long. RefSeq lists its product as hypothetical. The record is from RefSeq and is a predicted model, not a curated record. The transcript has a single exon. Bases 1 to 657 code for a protein of 218 amino acids. Lineage: Eukaryota; Fungi; Ascomycota; Schizosaccharomycetes; Schizosaccharomycetales; Schizosaccharomycetaceae.